Pseudoliparis swirei is the source of this 1904-nucleotide messenger RNA. Its product is annotated as 14-3-3 protein epsilon-like. The record is from RefSeq and is a predicted model, not a curated record. The transcript has 6 exons. The coding region runs from base 128 to 907 and encodes 259 amino acids. Gene Ontology annotation, cellular component: cytoplasm. Gene Ontology annotation, biological process: signal transduction. NCBI's taxonomy places the organism in Eukaryota, Metazoa, Chordata, Actinopteri, Perciformes, Liparidae.
CGCCAGUGUUACCGGUGGGUCUUCAGUCCAGCGGAGCAACGGUUGCUGUUGCUGAUCCACCGCUCGCCGAUAAUUCUCCCCCUUUCUUACCGGGACGCCACGAGCAGCCCCCACAAACCCGAACACCAUGGCGGACAGAGAGAACUUAGUCUACCAGGCGAAACUCGCCGAGCAAGCGGAGAGAUACGACGAAAUGGUGGCGUCGAUGAAGAACGUGGCCAGCAUGGACGUGGAGCUGACGGUGGAGGAGAGGAACCUGCUGUCGGUCGCCUAUAAGAACGUGAUCGGCGCCAGGAGAGCGUCCUGGAGGAUAAUCAGCAGCCUGGAGCAGAAAGAAGAAAACAAAGGCGGCGAAGACAAACUCAAGAUGAUCCGGGAAUACAGGAAAACGGUCGAGAAAGAGCUGAAAUCGAUCUGCAACGACAUUCUGGAUGUCCUGGACAAGCACCUCAUCCUCGCUGCAGUCACAGGAGAAUCCAAGGUGUUCUACUACAAAAUGAAGGGAGAUUACCACAGGUACCUGGCGGAGUUUGCCGCGGGCAACGACAGAAAAGAGGCGGCGGAGAACAGUUUGGUCGCAUACAAAGCUGCGAGCGACAUCGCCAUGAUCGAGCUCCCUCCAACGCACCCCAUUCGUCUGGGAUUGGCCCUGAACUUUUCAGUUUUCUAUUAUGAAAUCCUCAACUCGCCGGACCGCGCUUGCAAGCUGGCGAAGGAAGCGUUCGACAACGCCAUCGCAGAACUGGAUACGCUGAGCGAGGAAAGCUACAAGGACUCGACACUCAUCAUGCAGCUGCUGCGGGACAACUUGACACUAUGGACCUCAGACGUGCAGGGAGAUGGUGAUGAACCGAACAAAGAAGCACCUGUGCAAGAUGCGGCGGCGGCGGCGGCGGAGACCCAGUGAGACUGAACCACAAAAGACAAGUCCUCCCUCCUCCCCUCCUCCCUUUUCUUUCUCUCCUCCCAGCUCCUGUCCCCAGCCACAGUUUUGAACUGGGUUUCUACUGCAGCCCACACUCUUCCUCCACCUUUCCCUCCAGUUCUACCCGUCCGUCUGAGUCGUUCUCCUCGUAUGCAUGUCAUGUCCCGAUGCUCGGCUCCCACUCCCCAGGAGUUUGACCUUAUUUCUGACGACUCGUUUUGCAAGCCUGUACCCUUUACGGUUCAUGUCCUCUUUCUUUUAUUUUGCUUUACUUUGCUGUAUCAUCUGUUGCCAAGUUUCGCUUGCCUGUAUUUCUAACACGCAUAUGCAAGAGUUUAUUUAAAGACAAUACUUAGCUGUUAAAUUUGUUUUCCCCCUGUAUUUGUGUGUUUCUAAACAAUAUAUUGUCCAUGCAGUCGGUCAGUUUUGAAACAUUUCAGUUUGCAAAUUGAGGAAAUAAAGUGGCGAUGAAAGAUUGAAACGGGAUGUGUGAAAGCUUUUUGGAAGAACCAAGCGCCCGUUUUACUUUGUGGUUACCAAACCUGCUCCUUCGACACAUCAAUCUCUUUUUUUAUGACAAAUGGCAGAAUGUCCUCCUUCUCCAAGCAUCACUGAGUCAUGUGCUGCGAGGCUGGAGAACUUUUGCUGAUGGCAGAUAGUUAGGUAAUGGCUUCUUAGCAGUGUGUGUGCGUGGGAGGGGAAUGCUCAACACUAUUGAUUGUAAUAUAAUGCAGUUUUUGCAUUGGCACCAUCUAAAAAGAAAAAGUUUGGGAAAUCUUUACAGUCCUGACUAUUUCAGGGUUCCUCUUCUCAGCCGUCUCUUUCCCACUCCUCGUUUCCUCUCUUCAUUCUCUUCGGUAUGUGUAACGUGAAUCUGAUUUGUACUACUGGAUAUUCUCAACGGAGCCACAAGUACCAUUUGUAUUCUUACUGAAACACAGCAUGGAAUUAACAUUAAACUUCAAAUUGAAAAAUGUAA